AUGCGACUGCCCUCCAUCCUCUUGGCAGUGUCUGCGCUCACGGUUCUCGCGAGCGAUAGCGCUCUCGCUGCCGUCGCGGGUGCCAGCGAGGACGCGAAGGUCUCCACGAUGGCCUCCACGAUGGCGUCCCCGGACCUCGACGUGCUAGCUGUGAGCCACAGCGCCACGAGAUUUCUGCGCGGCCUCGAAAGCGUGGGUGAAGUCGACGAAGAUAGAUUGGCCGGUGAUAAACUGUUCCACGCUGCGAAGCUCAAGAGAGCGAUGGAUGACUCCAAGUACGCUGAGACUCUGAUGAAGAGGUGGAAGCGUCACGGUUACGACAUUGAAAAAGCAAAAAGCAUACUGGACGUCUCCCGAUACGCGAAGAACGAGAAACUCAACGCUAUCUACCUCAAAUACGCUGCUUGGCUCGAUACGCACUUCUCACGCCUCCCAGGUGUCAAACCUUCGGGUGGAGACGACCUGUUCAACAAGGCAAAGCUCGAAGUGGCGAUCAAAGAUGGCAACUACAAGAGGACGUUGUUCAAGGAGUGGAAGACCCACAACUACGAAAGCGAGGCUGUGUUCAAACAGCUGAAUGCUUUGGGCCGAAAGGAUUUCGACAACACCUUGGACAGGUUAUACGUGGACUACGUGAUCUGGCUCAACGUCCACUUCCCGCAUCCGGACACACUCAAGCUGGCGAAUGAGCCGCUGUUGUUCAAGGAGUCGAUGCUCCUCAAAGCGAGGACUGACGUCGACUACGCUCAGUCUCUGUUCUGGGCGUGGAAAAAGAAUUUCAGCCUCGAGAAGGUCACCGAGAAUCUAAAGUUAACGUUUGCCAAUGCCGACAACAAGGUCCUGCGCGGAUACACCAACUGGCUCAUCAAUAAUUUCCAUUGA
Molecule: messenger RNA, 882 nt
Organism: Phytophthora sojae
Lineage: Eukaryota; Oomycota; Peronosporomycetes; Peronosporales; Peronosporaceae
Gene: Avh1b-29
Product: avirulence protein 1b
Exons: 1
Coding region: 1-882 (293 amino acids)
Source: RefSeq, a predicted model, not a curated record